AUGGAGGCAUACGUUGAUGACAUGGUGGUAAAAAGCCUGGUGGCUGAGUGUCAUUCGGAGGAUUUGGAGGAGUGCUUCAAAACCCUUCGAAAGUUUUUGGGCUACAUAGUACACCACCGAGGGAUUGAGGUGAACCCUGCGAAGGUUAAAGCUAUCAUGGAUAUGCCAGCCCCGAGGAGUGUGAAAGAGGUACAGAGCCUUACGGGCAGGAUGACAGCCCUAGGCAGAUUCCUUUCUCGUUUGGCAGAAAAGGGCCUUCCUUUCUACAAGAUCUUAUCAAAGGCAAACAACUUUGAAUGGAAUUCUAAAUGCCAGAGAGCUUUCGAAAAGCUGAAGGAGCACCUGGCCACGCCCCCGGUUCUUACCAAGCCGAAGCCAGGAGAACCAUUAUAUACAUAUUUGGCAGUGGCCAAUGAGGCUGUAAGCUCGGUGUUGAUACGAGAAGAAGAUAAGAUCCAGAGGCAUGUUUAUUAUGCGAGUAAGCGAUUGACGAGAGCUGAGGUCCUUAGCAAACCAGAACUUUCAAGGCAGAUGUUGAAGUGGGCAGUGGAGCUCACAGCCUUCGACAUUGAGUAUAAGCCACAGCCGGCUAUUAAGGCACAGUCGUUAGCAGACUUUAUUACCAAAGGGAUAGGAACUCCUGAAGGCGUUGAAGAAAAUCAGGGACCAUGGCUGGUGGCAGUAGACAGAAGCUUGACCUCGGGGGGUGGAGGAGCAAGAUUAAUGAUAAAAAGUCCCGAAGGGAAAAUAUGGCCUUAUGCUUUACAUUUUGAAUUCCGAGUGUCUAACAACGAAGCGGAAUAUGAGGCCUUGUUGGCUGGUCUGAGGUUGGCUGAGCAGUUGGGAGCUCAAAAUGUCGAGGUGAGUUCAGAUUCUAAUUUAGUGGUGCAACAGGUGAAUGGAGAGUAUGAAGCUCGAGAAAGUCACAUGGCGCGAUACUUGGCCAUGGUCAAAGAGCUGAUGGCGCAUUUCCAACACGUAAAGGUGGAGUACGUCCCUCGGGCUAUGAACACGGAGGCGGACCUGUUAUCCCGAAUCGCUUCUUCCUCUUUCCCUACGAGCUCUCGGGAAAUUCGGAUCGAGUCUCUUCCGCAAAAGAGUAUCGAAGAAGUCGCGAAUCAGUUAUGUGUAGAGGACGAGCCUAGCUGGAUGGAUCCUCUAUUGUCGUAUUUGAGAGAAGAAAGACUCCCCGAAGACGAUUCGGAGGCUUGGGAGGUUAAUGGCCAAAUUGAGCUCGCCAACAGGACUUUGUUGCGAGGUUUAAAAGCGAGGGUGGAUAAGGCGAAGGGUAGUUGGGUGGAAGAACUAUCGAGCAUCCUGUGGUCUUACCGAACCACGGUGAAGCUUUCCACGAGAGAAACUCCUUUCAGUCUAUGCUAUGGUUCGGAAGCGUUAAUCCCAGUUGAGAUCGGAGUACCUACGCUGAGAGUAGAGCUGUUCAACCCUGAAUCCAAUGAACAAAGUUUGAGGGACAACCUGAACCUCCUUGAUGAAUUUCGUGAUCAAGUGAAGAUUCGACAAGCUGCUUACAAUUAA
Diospyros lotus (date-plum) is the source of this 1536-nucleotide messenger RNA. RefSeq lists its product as uncharacterized. Lineage: Eukaryota; Viridiplantae; Streptophyta; Magnoliopsida; Ericales; Ebenaceae. The record is from RefSeq and is a predicted model, not a curated record. Gene Ontology annotation, molecular function: RNA-DNA hybrid ribonuclease activity; nucleic acid binding. The transcript is spliced from 4 exons. Bases 1 to 1536 code for a protein of 511 amino acids.